AUGGGUGAUUUUGGGUUAGAGGUGACACUCUUCCUCGUAUGCCUGUCCCUUAUCAUCAUCUUCUUAAACCUCUGCAAUCGAAAGAGAAAAAAAUACGGCAAUCUCCCUCCGGGCAGCUCCGGCUGGCCUUUCCUCGGCGAGACCCUUUCCUACUUAAAGCCUUAUCCAGCCCACACCAUCGGCCCAUUUAUGGAACAACACAUCUCCAGGUAUGGAAAGAUCUACAGGUCCCACUUAUUCGGGGAGCCGGCAAUCGUGUCGGCCGACGCAGACCUGAACCGGUUCAUCCUGCAGAACGAGGGCCGGCUGUUCGAGUGCAGCUACCCGAGGAGCAUCGGGGGCAUUUUGGGAAAAUGGUCGAUGCUCGUCCUCGUCGGCGAUAUGCACCGGGACAUGAGGACUAUUUCCCUCAAUUUCCUCACCAAUGCCAGCCUCAAAACCCGUCUCCUUGCCGAGGUCGAGAAGCACACGCUCCUCGUCCUCUCCUCCUGGCCGAACAACUCAGUUGUUCGCGCACAGGAUGAGGCCAAAAAGUUCACAUUCAAUUUGAUGGCCGAGCAUAUAAUGAGCCUCGAGCCAGGGAAGCCGGAGACGGAGCAGCUGAAGCUCGAAUACAUCACUUUCAUGAAAGGCGUGGUCUCGGCUCCCUUGAAUUUCCCCGGGACCGCCUACUGGAAGGCCUUGCGGUCUCGAUCGACGAUCCUUGGAUUCAUCGAACGGAAAAUGGAGGAGAGGAUGUCGAGGGAGAAUAGAGGGAAUGAUCUGCUGGGUUGGGUGCUCAACAACUCCAAUCUGUGGAAAGAGCAGAUAAUGGACUUGGUUUUGAGCUUGUUGUUUGCUGGACAUGAAACUUCUUCAGUUGCUAUAGCACUCGCCAUAUAUUUUCUUCAAGCUUGCCCCAAUGCCCUUCACCAAUUGAGAGGACCUUUUUGCAACAUUUUUACAAAUAUCAGGGACGAAAAACAAAAAUCAAUUCAAAGGAGAAAAAAAAGUAACGGUAGUAAAACAUACAGAAAUAAAAUUGUCAUAAGCGAGACUUUGAGGCUGGGGAACGUGGUUAGAUUUCUACACAGAAAAGCCCUCAAAGAUGUUAGGUAUAAAGGUUAUGACAUUCCAUGUGGAUGGAAAGUGUUGCCGGUGAUAGCAGCAGUGCAUUUAGAUGCGUCAGCAUUUGACCAGCCUUGGCACUUCUACCCAUGGAGAUGGCAGCACCACCACCAGGUAAUUUCUUUAUUUAUUUACUAA
Molecule: messenger RNA, 1245 nt
Organism: Striga hermonthica
Lineage: Eukaryota; Viridiplantae; Streptophyta; Magnoliopsida; Lamiales; Orobanchaceae
Source: the annotation of a GenBank genome assembly